Molecule: messenger RNA, 5336 nt
Organism: Xenopus laevis (African clawed frog)
Lineage: Eukaryota; Metazoa; Chordata; Amphibia; Anura; Pipidae
Gene: pdxdc1.S
Product: pyridoxal-dependent decarboxylase domain containing 1 S homeolog
Exons: 23
Coding region: 274-2733 (819 amino acids)
Source: RefSeq, a predicted model, not a curated record
UCAGAGAGACAGGUGCAGUACAGUAGGCAGCAAAGCCCAAACCACUUCCUCAAAUCUGCCUUUCGCCUAGCGUGCGCUCUACUGCUCUCGUGGCCGCGCUUCUGGACUGUCUCGGCUACGCGCCUGAUCCGCUGCCUGGUAACGUCAGCGCUGCCAGCGUGGAGUCAAGCGAGCAGUCGGAGUGGUGGCUAGGCGCAGGAAGGAAGGCGGAAGUACGGGCAGGAAUAAUCUCGGAGAUUAAUAGAAGGGCAGCUUUCAGCUGAAGGAACCGCCAUGCAGAAACACAUUCCUCAGAUGAUCGACCCGGCCUUAGCAGAAAUGGGAAAGAAUCUGGAUGAAGCAAUGAAAAUAUUGGAAGAUAAUCAGAGACCAUCUGAGGAAGAGAAGGAUGGCAAGAAACACUCAAGAAAGGAUAUUCCUGGACCACUUCAAGGAAGUGGUCAAAACAUGGUGAGCAUUUUGCAGUUAGUUCAGAAUCUCAUGCAUGAAGAUGAAGAGGAGGAAUCCCUAUCGUUUCGAAGAAUCCAGAAUGUUGGUGAACAAGGUCACAUGGCCCUCCUGGGACACAGUCUAGCUGCUUAUAUAUCUGUACUUGACAGAGACCGCCUCAGAAAACUCACCACUAGAAUCCUUUCAGACACAACGCUAUGGCUCUGCAGGCUCUUCAGAUAUGAUAAUGGUUCCGCCUAUUAUCAUGAAGAUGAUAGAGAGGGCCUUCUUAAAGUCUGCAGACUUGUUAUACAUUCACGCUAUGAGGAUUACACAACUGAUGGAUUCAAUGUCUUUCACAACAAACAGCCUGUGAUCUACAUUAGCGCUGCCUCCAGACCUGGGCUAGGCCAGUCUAUCUGCAACCAGCUUGGCCUUCCACUCUCCUGUUUAUGCCGCGUGCCUUGCAACACUAUGUUUGGAUCCCAGCAUCAAAUGGAUGUGGCCUUGCUGGACCGACUUAUAAAAGAUGACAUCCAGUCUGGAAAAUGCCCUCUUCUUUUAGUGGCCAAUGCAGGUACUCCAGGAGCAGGUCACACAGACAAACUAGGACGACUGAAGGAACUUUGUGACCAGUACAGUAUAUGGCUGCAUGUAGAGGGAGUCAAUUUGGCAACACUGGCUUUAAGUUACGUCAAUUCUUCUGUUUUGGCUGCUACGAAGUGCGACAGCAUGACCCUUACUUUGGGCUCAUGGCUUGGUCUCCCUGCUGUUCCUGCUGUUACAUUGUAUCGGCAUGAGGAUCCCUCCCUGUCUCUUGCUGCCGGCCUCACAUCCAGUCAGCCAGUUGAAAAGCUUCGUGCCUUGCCACUGUGGUUAUCUUUGCAGUAUCUUGGACACAGUGGCAUUGUAGAGCAGAUAAAACAUGCCUCUCAACUGAGUCAGAAGCUGCUGGAAAAUCUAAAUAACCUGAGUCCAGUUAAGACUUCGGUGGAGAAUGAUGGCAGCUCCCCUGUGGUGGUGUUCCGAUUCGUUUAUGAAGGUUGCAAAUCAGAUUCAACUUUAAACUUAAGCACUAUAGAAAGAGACAGCGAUGCUCUGAAUCAGUGGCUAGGGGACCAGCUGGCUGCUCUUGUUCCUUCCUGUGGAGUGGACAUAGUAGAACUGGAAGAUGAAGGCACAUGUGUGCGCUUUAAUCCACUAAUGACCGCUGCUGUCUUAGGUACUACCGCUGAAGAUGUUGAGCAGCUGGCCGCUUGUCUCAGAAUGAAGAUCCCAGUCCUUCAGAACACACUCAGACUGAAGGAAGAAUUCCGACAAGAGGUAGAAAGAAUAGCAGGACUGUCUUACAUCAAUGACUACAGUUGGGCCGGACUUGGUGUUUUAAGGUAUGAACAGUUCAGCGAGGAGCAGGAUGUUGCCAAGAGAGAAGCAGAUCUGGAAAAGAUUACGCUCGCUCUUCUGAAGAAGCUCAAUGAGCUGGAAACAGAUCUGACAUUUUGUUCAGGGCCAGAAUUUGGUGCAGAAAAGAACUGUAUCUACAUUGGAAUGGCAUCCGAGGACAUGGAUGUUUCUGAAUUGGUAGAAACCAUUACAGCCAUGGGCAGAGAAAUUGAGGAAAAUUCACGGCUGCUGGAAAACAUGACAGAGGUUGUCAGAAAGGGCAUUUUGGAAGCAGAAGUACAACUUCAUAAGGCCAAUGAGGAAAGGCUUUUGGAGGAGGGUGUCCUACGGCAGAUCCCAUUAGUGGGAUCAAUGCUUAACUGGCUUUCCCCUGUCCAAACCACACAAAAGGGAAGAACAUUCAAUCUGACAGCAGGAAAUCUAGAGACAACAGAAACGACCUACAUAUCUAAAGCACAAGUAACUGGAUUGACGCCACCUCCAACUCCAACGUCUGCACAUGGAAAAAGACAACCAGGUCAGAAGCUGUUUAAAAGACUAUCGAGAAAUUCUGAUGCAAUGAGCGAGACCAGCUCCAUAAGUCACUUGGAGGAAGUGGAGAGCCUUGAAGUUCUGACAAUGCCAGAUACAUUCCAUCCUGCAACAGCAGAAAACUCUGCAGCUGGAGAGACCUUUGCAACAGCAGAAAACUCUGCAGCGGGAGAGACCUUUGCAACAGCAGAAAACUCUGCAGCGGGAGAGCCUUUUGCAACAGCAGAACACUCUGCAGCGGGAGAGACCUUUGCAACAGCAGUGCACUCAAUAACGCCUUCCAUCGUUCCCACUGAAACCUCCAGCAAAGGAUCCCAGGAACCCAGCAUUCCCAGUGCAAACACAGUGGAAUCAGACAGUCUAAGAUAAAAGAAGCCCUGACAAUGACCCAACUAAACGCAAGGCGUGUAACUCGUAUGGUGAACGGUGGUGCCACAGUCUACAGUAAAGACUACUGUACUAAGUUAUUAACCUGUCUGCACAAAUAAUAUAAGGCUUUCUUGUAUGGCACAGUAAGCUUGGCAAACAUUACUGCUGCUAGUAAAUAGUAAUCCAACUUCUCUGCCAGUUCUUGCACUACCAAGAAUUUUCUUGAUCAUUCUGUAAUCAAAUCUCUUUCCUCAUUUCGAUUAUUGAGUUAUUCAACUGAAUGAUCAUAUUAUACCUGGAUAUAAUAUUUAAAUUAAUUAACUGCCGAAUCAAACCUUGUCCGUGCAGGGUUUCCGUUACGGUUUCAAAAUCACAGAUACGGACUUCUUUGACACGUAUAUUCAAGAUAAAUAAAUUAUUCUUUAUUUGUUGAGGAAGUGCCAUGGGGCACGAAACGCGUCAAUAGUAGUUGCUAUAUGCACUGAGCCAAAGCUGACGGCCCUUUAUUGUAUUUCGACUUAUUUAUCUUGAAUAUACGUGUCAAAGAAGUCACUAUCUGUGAUUUUGAGAAAGGUUCCGCUGCCAGGAAGUUGGAUGUACGGACACAGGAACCUAUCGGUGAGCUCCACACUAGUGAGUGAUAAGAUUUUCCAUUAUGAUUUGCACAGACUGACGCCUUGAAGGAAAAGAAACCCACCCAGCGAGGGAUUUUGUUUGUAUUUUAACACACUAGCUAUGUACUAUAACUUUAAAAUGCACUAUUUUAUGUAGGUAUAUGAUUUCCUAAAAAGAAAAUAAGUGUUUCCAUCCAGAGAUUAUUCAUACAUAAAGUUAGCAGUCAGGUUAGAGCUACUGCUGUCCACCUACAUCCAAGACUCGGCAUCAAAUCAAAUACAAUGUUCUGACCACUUGUCUAUUUAUCACAGGUAAACACCUGAAGUAUGUAGUUAAAUAUCAUUCUUCACUCUCCCAGAUGUCUUACAAUUAGGGUAGGGGCACACGGGGAGAUUAGUAGCCUGCGAUUUUUAAAAAGGAAGUCGCGGAAACCAGGCGAUCGUCUUUGUGCAGGAAAGAUCUCGUUUUAUAUUCCAUAGUGAUUUGCGAUACGUUCUCCUCCCACGCAAGAGUCGGCAGUCGUUACGGCAUUCAUUCCCUCGGUGUAUUGUCUCCACGUCAUUACGCCAGCGCAAGAAUUACCAUACUAUCGUGUGUGUGUGUGUGUGUAGAGGACAGUGGUUAAGAAGAAAGAAACUUUAUUUCCUCAACACUCCUCCUAACGCGUUUCGUGUGGUGUGACACCACACAAAACGCGUUAGGAGGAGUAUUGCGGAAAUAAAGUUUAUUCCUUCUUAACCACCGUCCUCUGCUGGUGUGUGAAAGUGCACGCAACAUUGGAUACACAUUGUCUGUCGGGUCUCCCUAAGCUGCGGGUUCGGGCCGUCGCAUCUGGACCAGGGACUUCGGGCAGUGAGUAAUAUGAAUGCCUGUGAAAGCAAUCGUUCAAGCGAAAGGUCCAGGGCAUUUGCACCUGGACCCAUCCAGUCACAGGGUGAGCGGUUACAUUAAUAAGUAAAUUUAAAUUGCUUCACCAUUCUUAAAAAGAAGGCAAGGAGAUUGAACAUAUCCAACUCAUUUGUGAUCAGCUUAUUGGAGAUUUCAGUACUUCUCUAUGCAGUGGCGUAACUGGAUAUUACUGGGCCCCACAGCAAAUUAUUUUUCAGGCCCCCAAAAUGUUUUGGGGUUGACUUGUUUCUCCAAUAUUUAUUGAAAUUUUAUAUGAAUUAGGACCCAUAGGGCCCCUAUACCUCCUGGGCCCCCCUGCAGCCGCAGGGUCUGCUUCCUCUAUAGUUACGCCCCUGUCUCUAUGUACAUGCUAUUUCUGACAAAUCGCUCAAAAAGCUACUGGCGAUCUCAAAUCACGCUGUGUGCAAAAUAGCUGGCGAUUUUUAUGUAGCUGCAUGCAAAGACAAAACGAACGUCUUGUCGCCAGAACUUGCUUUCAAAAAUCUCGUGCGACUAAUCUCCUCUUAGGCCUCUUUGCCCUAACUGUUGCGCAACUCCCAGCUAAUUGCACUGGAGUGCCAACGAUUUGUAUAUUGCACCGUCACAUGCUCGCAUUUUAGAGCAGCUAUAGAAUAUCCAAAUCCAGAAGAGAUUGUGGCACAGCAAUAGUAGAACCGCAGAUGCUUGGAAUAAACCCACUACUCUUCUUCUAUGACUUCACUCACGGUUGUCCAUGAAAUUAUUGCGCGAUGUUCUUCCCAUCCAGCAGAGCAAACACCGAAACAGGAUCUGAGUGCAAUCGAUUGAUUUCUUUUAUUUGUAACGGUCUUUCCUUUUGUUAUAAUGUUCCUUGGUGCAAUGAAGUUGAUUUUAUUUCCUUUUACUUUUGAGGCACGAGGAGGGUUUUAAUUUCACUCGGUGUAUAAAUAUUAAUACUGAUUCAUUUUUACUGUUUUUAUAGAUUUGAGAUUUCUUUUCUUUUUCCAUUUACAACUGUAUAUUCGUACAUGUUUGAUUUAAAGGCUAAAUAGUUUCCGUCCAUGUAUAAUUAUAUUUCUGUUGCAAGGCCUCUUGUAGGUUCAGUAAAGGUGUUAAUGACU